Messenger RNA from Podarcis lilfordi (Lilford's wall lizard), 40194 nucleotides. NCBI's taxonomy places the organism in Eukaryota, Metazoa, Chordata, Lepidosauria, Squamata, Lacertidae. The record is from the annotation of a GenBank genome assembly.
UGGGGGGGCUGUUCUCGCGAUAUUUGGGUUUUCUUCCUUCCCCACCCCCACCACCGCCCGGCCUAGGCGGAUUCUGCCCAUCUCUCCCUGGCCAUGGCCGACCCCAAGUACGCGGACCUGCCCGGCAUUGUGAGUGUGCGAGGAGGGGAGCGGGGUGGGGGGGGCGAGGAAGGUUCCGGGCCAGGGCAGAGGAGGGCGGAGAAGAAGAAGAAGAAGGCGGCGGGUGGGGCCGCCUCGCUUCGCUUUGUUUCGUGAGGUGGUUGGGGCGCCGGCGGCGGCAGCCUGGGGACGGGGCGGGGUGGGGUCUGCCCUGCAGGGAGCAAGGGAGGAAACUGCCUGGAUCCUGAGUGGAAGCCGAAAUAGGGCUAAGGCUGUGACUCUUAUCAAAAAAACACGUGGUGUAAUGAAUAAUAAUCACUCUUAUUAUAUUUAUAUGUAUGUUUGUAUCUACAUUCGAAGAUCCCAGGGUGGUUCACGGUAGUGUUCCAGAGGAUGUGCAGAGUGCCUUUCUCCUCAGCCGCGAGAGGUUGUGACAAAUCUCAUAGGAAGCUGCCUUGAAAAAAAAACCCACGCAGACACACACACACCACCCUUCAUCCGAGGAUCACAGGGCAGUUUACAAAAUAAAAACAAACCAAUACAUACAGUGCUGAGUCAGGCGGUUGGUCCAUCUAGUACAGUAGUUCCUACACUGACUGGCAGUGGCUGUCCAGGAUUUCAGACAGGGAUGUGAACAGGCAAAGCAGGUGCUCUACUGAUGAGCCAUGGGGAAGCCUAGCCCAAGUUAGCCAUCACCCCUCCAAAAGCACCCCCAUUCGUUUUCCCCACUUUCAUUGGGAUGUGGAUUUGCUUGUGGAUUUUAUCCACAGCCAAAUAGCUUCCUAAGGUUGGUGGUCUCCACAUCCUUUGAGGGAAACUUGGGUGCAUUCACCCAUUACCCAAUUUCUGUAAGCUUGUAACUGUUAGCAUUUGAGCAUCAUUUUGCCUUGCAGUGUGACCCACGUAGGAGCACUGGCCACAUUCAAUAAAGGGUUAGUAGAUGGGGGCCUGUGAUUAGUUGCUAAACUGCUUCUUGCUGAUGUCCGGACAGUUGUGUUUUUAUUCAGUUAGGGAUGCUGUACCCUGGGAAUUUAGAACAUUAUUCACGAUAGUUUUGUGUUUUGGCCAAGCAAUUGGUUCUUUCCCCAAACAUUCUAUGGAGUGUGUGAUAGAGCAGCUCAGUUGUUCAGGAAGGACAGUGGCAUGACUUGAGGUCCCAUGUAAAGAGCAACAUAUCCUAUCUAUACAUGCCCCAUCCAUUUUCUUCUAUUUUAUAUUGUGGGGAACCUUUUUUAACCUGAGAGCCACAUUCUUUGUGGGGAACAUUUCAGGGGCUGCGUGCCCAGAUGCAAAAGUUGUCGGAGCAAUUGGUAUGAUUCUUACCUUUGUACAGUAAGGUUAUAUUCUAGUGACACCCAUCAGAGAUUGAUAUGUGCUCACCCCUGGGGUUUAAUGUGGGCUAAUCAGGUUCCUUAGUAGUAAGUUCAGUAGUAGUAGACAGGUAUCCUAUAAUGAGAACUUUACCACCACUACCAUUAUUCCCUAGAAAGGAAGAAAGCAGUGUUUAAUGUGCUUUAGGACCUUCUCAAAGUUCAGACAGGCUUGACCAGCUUCUCGAAUGAGCUGAGUGUUCAUCCUAGCAUGUUCUCCAGCCAUCCUCAAAAGAUGUGUCCACAGUGAAAGGGUUCCCUUAAGAUAGAAGUUUUGAAAUCUACAGUUUUAGGCAAUAGAUGUUCUUUUAAGUUAAGGGCCGGUGGGCUAGUACCAAUGUUUGUGACUUUUGUGCAUUUACUUGUUUACUUCUGUUCUCUGAUUGUCUGGAUGAUGAGAGUUUAUUCAUUCCUGCUUUGAGGGCAUAUCAUUGCCUAGAACACUUUUGGGUCUUUUCUGACCUUCUGUCUCUUUGUCUCUGGCCUUACUGGACUAUCUUUGUGUUUUCCAGGCCAGGAAUGAGCCUGAUGUUUAUGAAACAAGUGAUCUCCCAGAAGACGAUCAAGCGGAGUUUGAUGCGGUAAGAUCAUGUGACACUUAUUCAUGUCUUCAGUAGUGUUCUGGUUGUGUUAUGUGGGUGUGCCAAGCCCCCAAACCAUCUCCAAAUGUUUCUUUUGACCAAAGUGACUUGUGCUACUUAAUGCUGCUGUGGAUUUGACUGGGUGAAAGGGUGUACGGGGUGGGUAUGUGAUAGAAUUUGGUAGCUUAAAUCUUUUUUUAAAAGGAUCUGGAUAGUUAAAUCAUUCUUAAGGUUAAAUAAGGUGGAAAGCAUUCAGCAGCUCCCAAAAAAUAAUGAAUUUUGUGAACAUCUGUCCACCCCAGUGACAAUAAUUUCCUCUUAAUCGGAUUCUACAAAAUAUUUCUAAACUAUGGAUAUCUAAGGAGGGCUCGUGCUGCUCCUUAAUAACAUUCCUUUAAAUUGAGAUUAGAUGUUUAAAUUAUUAGUAGAAAAGUUGAAGAUUUGAAAGCUUUUGAACUUUCCUGCUUGCCAGGAAAGAGCUGUGUUUGCCUUUGACAAAAUACAUGAAAUUGGAUGCCUUUAUCUUCAGAGUGCAAAGCCCUCCUGAAGUAAUCUUGAAGAUUUUGGUCAAAAACCAUAUGCUGGAGGCAUUCAUUAAUUUUAAAUAGCAACUCUUUAUGGGACCCUUGCUGAAAUGAAUAUAGGGUAUUAACAACUGUAUGCUAUGGUGACAGCCCUGGUCCAGGAAAAUGGAUUUCAGGAGAUACAGAAAAAUACAUUAAUUGCUUGUAAGAGAGUGAUAGAUGAAUUGUGCCCCCUUUGUUCAUGUAUCAACAUCAGUUUGGUAUCUAAAAUUAGAAAUGGCAAACUAACCUUAAAUCCUGACAGUCUAGUUCUAGACUUUUGUACCCAACAAUGUUGCCAGGAGUGAGGUUUGGUUUUGCAAGUGGUAUAAGCUAGGCUGUUUUCACAUGUAUAUUGGGGGAUAAAUCUUUUUGCAUGUUCAUGGCUGGAAAAUAUUUUGGAUUUCAGGAGCAAACACCAGAUGUUUUGGAAUCAGGGCUCUGUCCAGAGCUGAGAAAAUAGGCACAAGUAUGUCAUUCCAAAGAAACAGUGGUAGUCAUCAACUUGGAUGACUUUAAAAGAGGAUCUAGAAGUCCCAUUGAGCUCAGUAGGAUAUAUUCCUGAGUAGACAUGUAUAGAGUUGUGCUGUGAGUGUCCCUUGAACAUUAGGUCUCUUGUGAUGCGUACAUCUCUUGGUGCUUCUUCGAUCGGUAACAAUUCUAUUUUAGCACCAAUCAAUCUCUGAUGAAAUCUAAAAUCUAUAAUGAAAAGUGUUUCCAGCAUUUCUUACAGUUAACCAGCAAUAGCAUCAGACUGUUGCUGCCAUGCCUAUACGUUAUGUCCACCCCCAUUUGUGUAGACUUUAAUUUCAUUUACAGUAUUUGCUGUUCUUAAUUUUCUGAGAAUGUGAGAUGGCCAGGUGCUAUAUCGGCUGGAGCAAUAGGUGGGUGCUUCUCUUUGUUUACUCACCUGGAUCAAUCUUUGCUCAGUCCAGAUGAGCAGUGAACAGCACCUAUGCUACAUUGUGGUCUUCAGUAGAAUUUCUACCAAGAUCUGAAUCCAUCAUAGUUUAGCUACAGUGUUUGCAUAAGGAUGGGCAAAAAGUGUGUUUUAUGGGUGAGGCUGUUUGUCCCUAGUUUUAAACACAAUUGGAUUGUUGCAACUGUAGUUGUAUAGAGUGGCUUGUUUGGCUACAGAUAAUAUGAAGCAACAUGAAAUUUUGUUAUUCUGAGAAAAGCCUAAGGAAAAUAAUCUCAGCUUUCAUUUUACAAAAGGGGUGUUUUGUGCAGGGGUAGCGGGGAGCUUCUGGAUUUCAUGGCUAAGGAGAAAGCAAUAUCUGAACAGCAGCCUUUGAAAACUGGUAUGUCCUUCCAGCUGUUUUGGGGUAGUGCUGUAGCAUCAGAGUCACAAUUCUGGGUUUUUCACCAAGGUACAAAGUGGAGUGUGUGUGUGUGUGUGUGUGUGUAUUUGCUGCGGAGAAGCAGUGGGUGGUGUGCAGCUGCUUAACCUUUCACUUGCUGCCACUUUCCUUCUUCAACAAGUAAUUCUGCUCUAAGCUUUCCAUAGUAAAGAAAAUGCUUCCCUCUCUCCUAAAUUGACAUUGAAUGAUUUGUCACAACAGACUGGAUUUGUCACAACUAACUAGCUGGGCUGACUGAUCGUCAUUAUUUGGUCUGAACUUUGCAAGGGUCAGUUCGGCAGUGGCAUCUCCAUGCUGGUAUGCUCCAGGUCUUGUCUUCCGUCCCUUUAUUUGCAAUAGGACAGAAUAAAGAUUCAAAAUCUUGUGUUGGAUUACCAAACUUAAGAGAGCAAAAUAAACAAAAAUAAACUUGAGAAAAAUGGCCCAUAAAAAAUUAAAAUUACUUGUAACAAUGAAGUGUAGUGAGUUAGACUAGAGCAGGGGUAGGCAGCCUCAGACUGGGGUAGGCCCACAGACGGUCCAGGAAUCAGCGUGUUUUUACAUGAGUAGAAUGUGCCCUUUUAUUUAAAAUGCAUCUCUGGGUUAUUUGUGGGGCCUGCCUGGUGUUUUUACAUGAGUAGAAUGUGUGCUUUUAUUUAAAAUGCACCUCUGGGUUAUUUGUGGGGCAUAGGAAUUCAUUCAUUCCCACCCGCCCCCAAUAUAGUCCGGCCAACCAAAUGGUCUGAGGGACGGUGGACCGGCUCACAGCUGAAAAAGGAUUCUGACCCCUGGACUAGAGGUAAGGAACUUGACUCAGCCAGGAAGCUUGCUGGGUGACUUUGGACCAGUUUCUCUCUUUUAGGCUGAUCUAUCUCAGAAAGUAAAGAUGAAAUAGGAUACUCCCAUGUGUAACUGCUCCUUAGUUCCUUGCACAGGGGUGUGAGAAAGUUUUUGGCCUGGUGGGUCGAGACUUUUUCUCCCCCAGCCUGUGAACCAACUUUGACAGUUGUGCAUGGUCUCCACCAUCGGUCAUUGCCAACCGUCAUGACCUUGAGUGGUCAGGUGUGCCAACACAGGUAGGGAGAGGGGCCAUUGUGCUCAUGCUCUGCUUGCAGGCUUCCCCCAAGCAUCUGCAUGUCACCUGUGAGAACAGGAUGCUGGACUAGAUGGGCCAAGUAUCCAUAUUCCUGUGAAUCCUGGACUUUUUCUGCUGCAAUGAUUUUCAGCCAUUUCAAGUAGUAGCUCUCAAGCUGUUUGAGGUCUGAGACCAUUUCCAUGAAAGCAGCACAUAGACUCACUAGUAUGACUUUCCUUGGAUGUGCAUCAGAAUGGGGAAGAAUAGUUAUCCAGUAGCUUAAUUCUUAUUUGAAAUCUAAAUAUUAUUAUUAUAGCUUCUGGGUUCCUUGUCCUGUGAACUUUGGAAAUCACUCCCGUUGAUUUCAGGGUCACUUAGAUCCAUAUGAUAAUGCUCAGAAUUGCAGUCCACAGCCAUCUGAUUUAAAAUGAGUGAUGGACACCCAUCUUUUGGCUUGAGUUCAAAUUGAACAUAAUGGAAAAACAGCCCCCAUGCAGCUGUGGCUGUACAUGAAGGAACCAGGAGAAAGCAGCCCAAGUGUCAGAAUUGGACUUAGUUUCAUGUUUAAGAAACCGCUGCCCAGAUUCUUGGAAGGGCGCUUAAAGUGUCUGCUUAGAAUUAAGGGACUGGAUUGGCCUAUUCCUAGUUUUGUGCAGCCUUUUGAGUAUGUGGUAGUUUCUUGCAAUGUGUGCACAUGUUGUCUCUCAGACUUCAGCAAUCCAGUCAUGUACCUCCACUAUCAUGGGAAGGGGGUAGCUUCUGACACAUCAUUUCAAAUGACCCCCCAAAAGUGUUUACACUAAUGUGCACAAAGCAGGCUCCUGGAUAUGGCAGUGGAUGCACAAGAAUGGCUUGCCAUAGUCCAGAAAUCAACAUAUUCAGGUUAUUUAAGCAUGUCUCCCAGUGCAGUUGCAUCCCCCAAUGGUUGUGGGCAUCCUUCCAAGCAGUGCAUCACUAUUUUGAAUGUGGUUGGCCACAUCUGCAGUAAAGUCAUCUUGCCAUUUGGGCCCCCCCCUAUUAUUAAGAACAUGUGCCAUACUGGAUGCAAUGAAAUACAGACAACUCCCCAUUCAUGCGUGUUCAAUAUGUGUGCAACUAUGUAUCAUGCCAAACCCAGAAGUGACCUGAAAACGUCACAAAAAGGGGCGGGGUGGGGCAGUGUUGGAAAGGGGGUCUUUGCAGGGUUCCUCAAUGGUGUUUCAAAUAUACACAAUUUCAUUUAAAUGUGUGGUACCUUGGAACGUAAAAGGUAAAGGUAAAGGUACCCCUGCCCGUACGGGCCAGUCGUGACUGACUCUGGGGUUGCGUGCUCAUCUCGCUUAAGAGGCCGGGAGCCAGCGCUGUCCGAAGACACUUCCGGGUCACGUGGCCAGCGUGACGAAGCUGCUCUGGCGAGCCAGCGCAGCGCACGGAAACGCCGUUUACCUUCCCGCUAUAAAGCGGUACCUAUUUAUCUACUUGCACUUAAGGGUGCUUUUGAACUGCUAGGUGGGCAGGAGCUGGGACCAAAAGACGGGAACUCACCCCGCCGCGGGGAUUCAAACCGCCGACCAUGCGAUCGGCAAGUCCUAGGCACUGAGGUUUUACCCACAGCGCCACCCGCGUCUCUAACCUUGGAACGUAACCCCUGCACAAAUUGGGAGUUGCCUGUACUCCUAAUUCUGACACCCUAACCUUUUUAGAGGAAAGGUGAGUUUUUUUAUAAAAAAUUAAGGCUGGAAAAUGAUACAUUGCAUUUUCUUUCUAGGGAAAUGCUGUGGAUGCAGGCUAAAAAUGCAAAGCACGAUGAGUUUGAAGCAGAAUUUUUGUUUGCCAGCCUUUGUCUUCCAUAUGGCUUUUCAGAAGAGGGAUCAUAGUUCAAUGGUAGCACUGCAAGAUGGUCUCAGGUUCUGUUCCUGCAGGUCCAAUUAAAGAAAUUCUGGUACUUGCCCUGAGUAAGAUUCUUCUUUUCCUGAGACCCUGGAGAGCCUUCCCCACCUGGUGCCCUCCAGAUGCUUUGGACUACAACUCCCAUGAUUGCUGACCAUGCUGGCUAGGACUUGUAUUCGAAAGCAUCUAGAUGGCAUCAGAAAGGGAAAGGUUGCAGUAGGCAACACUAGACCAGAUGAACUUGGGCCAUUGUUUUACAUUCAUCAAGUGAAAAGCCUAAGGUUCUCCAGAUAGUGCUGGUCUACAGCUCCCACCAUCACUGGCUAUUGGCCAUGUUGGCUGGUGCUGAUGGACAGCUCCCACCCCUGAAGUCCAUCACCUGGUGGGAAAGCCACCAGUUUCCCAUCACUGAUCUAGUCUAUCAUGCUGUUUCCAGCUAUGGAUGGCCAUUUGCUUCUAGGAAGCUUAAAAAUGGGGCAUGGAAUUGUUGGCCUAUGUAGCCUAUGCAGUUUCUGAUAAUGGAGAGUCUAUUUAAUUAUUAUGCCUAACCUCCCUUGAUAGACUUAUCUUUGAAGAAUUUAGCAUACCCUUACAAGGCAUCUUAAGGCCAUGGCCAUUACCAUUUCUUGUGGUUAUGAAUUCCAUCUGUUAAAUUACACACUGUGUGGGAGCUGUUCAGCAGCAGGGAAUUAUAACUUCACACACACACACCAAUUACUUCCUCUUGUCUUUCUUGGUCCUACUGCCAACCAGUUUCAGUGGGUGACCCCAAAUUCUAGUAUUGUGAAAAGGGGGGAGAAGAAAAAUCUUUCUUCUGCAUCACUUGUACUUUUAAGAGCCUCUAUCAUGUCCACCCUUGCAGUUUGUGGAAAUGCUUCUCCAUCAAUGCUGAUGCAUAGACAAGAUGUUUGAGAUGUGAUGGCUGCUCAUAUUUGAGUCUUGGAUGUGAUUCUCCUCUUUCAUAUCCAGAAAAUGUUUGGUUUGUGGCUUUCUGUAGUACCCACCCUCUCUGUCAAGGAGGGAUACUAGUAAAUAGAUGCUGAACUCCAGCAGUCAUGGUUUGUGUUUUAGCAUUUUGUCCUAUCUCCCUGUGAAAACCAGCCACGCAACCUGGUAUUGUUUGCCCUUAAAUGCUUUGCUGUGGGCUGCACAGAAGCUGUGCUUCCUUCUAAGCUUGCAAUACUCCUGAGAGGAAUUGCAUGAGGUACAUAGUAACUCAUAGUAACUGGCUGUGGGGAGGGGAGGGUGAGGGAGGAGGGUUUGAAUAAUACAUUACUUUGGCAGUGCUAGCUGAGGGGACCAGUUGAGGCACCAGUUCCCUUACGUAGUCUUGACAUAAAUCCCCAGCACCUGGGUGCCUAAGCAUUUGAUACUAGUGGCUACCUAUUCCAAAAAUAUAACAUUUUGACCCUGCCCUUAUGGUUGGAACAUGUGGUUUUCUGCAUAGGAUUCAGAAUCUUGCUAAUCUUGCACCAUAUCAAAUUAAGAUUCCACAUUUAGCGUGAAUAAUUAACAUAGCUGUUUAAGGAAACAUGCACCUUUUUUACAUAGCAUCAUGUGCUUUGCACUAACUAAAACUGCACUUGAUUUUUAAACCCCAUAUUGGGCUGGAAUUUAUACUGCAUGAAAGUUGUUUCGCCAGGGAGGGGAAUGGUGGCAGGUUAAAGGUAAAGGUAAUUGAGGGGUACAAAGAUGUGUGUGGGAAGGCAUUAUUUAUGUGUGUGAAGUAAACACAUAAAAGCAGGGAAGCGUGUUCUAGCUCUGCUGCCCUGUCACUGUUCCAAUUCCCCUUCAUGAGUUGGGAGGGCGAUCAUUGGGGCAGGAAUAAAACUGCUAGCACAUCUGCAAAGCUAAGCAAGUUCCAAUAUGGUUUCAGAUUGGAUGGGAACCAUGUGUUGAGAUUCCUGUAUUGCAGGGAUUGGACUAGAUGGCCUUUGGGGUCCCUUUUGAAUCUACAAGAAGGGAAGGGGUGAGGAACUGGUGGACCUUCAGGAGUUGUUGGACUCCAUCUUCCAUCACCCCUGACUGUUGGACAUUCUGGCUGAAGCUGUUGGGAGUUGGAGUCCAACAAUAUCUGGAGGGUCACAGAUUCUCCAUCUUCACCAGCUGAAGUUUCAGUGGCAGCCCCAUAUAACACAACAGUAUUCAAUCCAUUGAGUUACCUGGGCAUUAAUGACACAGAUGUGAUUGGACUCCCAGCUCCCAGCUCCCAUCACCCCUGACCAUUGGUCAUGCUGGCUGGGAUGGAUAGGAGUUGAACUUCAAAAGCAUCUGGAGGGCCACACAUCGGAGCCCACCACUCACCUGGAAAACACCACAUUGGCUACGCACAGGCUCAAGGCUUUGCUUGCUUCAUGGUGACUGAAGCAGCGCUUGCAGAUUGGGUUGCUUGCAGAUUGGAUUGCAACUGACGGAAGCACAGUUUUUAAUCCUGUAAUUACCUUCCAUGAAAAUAAAUGACAGGAACUGUUGUUCUGCUCACUUGAAUAGUUUCUAAAUGCUCAAAAAUGACAGAUCUCUGAGUUGGGAGAGGUAGAAGGCUGCCAUUGAGAAAGCAAAAGAGAGAAGCAGUGCUCUUUUUGCUAGUUGCUACGGAUUUUAAGAGGCUGCCAUUAAAGAUGUCCAUAUGAAAAGUUGGGAGCACAGGAGCUCCUCUGAUGGGAGCUGGCAUAAAGGUUUCGUCCUAUAAAUGAUUCACUCCUUGAAAGUAGGUCAGUGCUUGGGGGAGGUGUGCACAGUCUUUCUUCUUUGCAGGCAUCACUGCUUGCUAACCUUACAGGGAAGGACAGGCUGGUGGAGCAUCAGCUUCUUUCUCUGAGGGUUCUGGGGUGUGGAGCGGAGCGGGAGGUUGAGUGAAGAAGAGUUUUCGGCAUGAACUCAUAAUACUUUGUUUUCUCAGAGUUAAUGUUUUGUAUUGGAAGGCUUUACUAUUAAUGUCACCAGUGGACAUGACAUUUUACAGUAUAAACAUAGAAGAGAUUCCUAGAAGGAAUGAAGUAGGGGGGAGAGAAGGACAUGGACAAGAUAUGAAUAUGAAAUAUGAGAGAAGAGAACCACAUAGGUAUUUAUCAUUCGGUGUCAGUCACUGGGCUUUAAAGUUAAAAUUCUAAUGAUGUUCUUUGCAAUUUUUUUGUAAAAAAUUCCUUUCAGUGAGGAAAAUGGCUGCCAAGUGGCAAGAAGCAAGAAUCGCAUGUCCACUUCUGAGGAAAUUCUAAAAGCUCACAGCAUUAAUGUCCAUUUGUUUGUGUGAUUGGUCAUAUGUCAGAUUUUGGAUGUGGAUGUACUGUGAGGGUAUAAGCUAUUUGAGGCCUAUUUUGGAAAGAAUAGGUUAUGGCAGGAGUAGGGAGGGUGGUGCCUCCCAGAUGCUUUGGGACACAGCUCUCAUCAUCUCUUGCCAUGGACUGCUGGAAGUUGCAGUCCAACAACGUCUGCAGGACAUCGUGUUGGCUGCUCCUGCAUUAUGGGCAUGGCUAUAUGUAUUCUACUUUUGCCCAAGGCAAGCUGAAUUCUGUAAGUUGUCUAAAUAAUGCAAAUUGACAUAUCCUAUCCAGUGUGCCUCUUGCCCUUAAAGCAUCGCCCACAUACCUUCAGCCUAUUUUUUCACAGUUAUAAGGACAAAGAAACAGCCCUCAAAACAAAAACAGAGAUUCUCAGGAAGUAGAAUUCUGCACACAGUUAAAAUAUUGGAUGGUGUAGGAUUGCAGAAUACACACAGCCCUGGUUUAUGGUUGUGUGGUUCCUGGUCUACGGGAAACCCAUGGGCUCGAGUAGAGCUCCAUGAAACUGAUAGGGUGGGUAGGUGGGUUUCCCAUUCAGAAUUAGGCCUGCCCUGAAGAUGCUGGGAAUGAGGUGGUAAAAUGAGCUGUGCCACUUCAGAUGACAGGUGGAGAAUAACAGUGCUGCAUUUUGAUUUCCAAAUACGUCUCUGCCCAUACUGUACUGUGACACAAAAGUUGGGACUAAAUGUUGCUAUGGUGAGAGUACCACAAGCACCUGCAAGACAUUUGUGUGUUUUUAAUGUUGUUUUUGAAGGUUAUGUAAUCGCUAAGGUUUUGGGGGCCUUUGAUCCAGCUCUGUUAACCUCUGCUAUUAGUUCCACAGGCUUUUUCCUUUGCAGCUGCCAUAGAGGAUGCCUUAUGAUUUUGGGAAUUUGCCUGAUAACUGUUUUAACUGUGUUUGUAUUGAACUGUUGCACACUUGAACUUAUCUGAGUUUUCCUAAUGCUCUUCCCCUUCACCCCUCACACCACCUUGCCUGGACACUAGUUUGCACAAGUAAGACCAUUAAAAAUGCUUCUUCUUAUUUUAUUUCUCUGCAUGCUUCUAGAAUUUUUGUGUUUUGCAUGUGGGUAACUGUGCACUUUUCUCUUCUUUAAUUACUUUAAAAUCCCUGUUUAUAAUAUGGCAGUGGGGAAACAAUGAAUAUUAAUCAAGGGUUGUUUUGAUAUAUAAUAUUUGUGAAUGAUUCGUGGUGCUGUUAUCUUUUCACUGGGGCUCUUGCACAGAACAGAGGAAAGCAAUAAAUUCAGGAUUAUAGGCUUUUUCAAGAAAAAGAAAAGGGGAGAGAGAGAGAGAGAGAAGUAGGGAGCCUCAUUUUACUUCAGCCUGUUGAUUCAGGAGAAAAGGGAAAGUAUAAUAGAAGUUGCAUUAAUAUACUUAUUUUUGCACUCUGGAGGGUAAAAUGGUAGAUUCUGGGGUAGGGCUGGGCGAUAUAUCAAUACAGUGGUACCUCGGGUUACAUACGCUUCAGGUUACAGACGUUUUAGGUUACAGACUCUGCUAACCCAGAAAUAUUACCUCAGGUUAAGAACUUUGCUUCAGGAUAAGAACAGAAAUCGUGCUCCUGAGGCGCGACGGCAGCAGGAGGCCCCAUUAGCUAAAGUGGUGCUUCAGGUUAAGAACAGUUUCAUGUUAAAAACGGACCUCCGGAACGAAUAAAGUACGUAACCAGAGGUACCACUGUAUAUUGUCCAAAAUUGGUUUGAAGUGUUUCAUAAUAUUUGAGCUGGCAAUAUAUCACAAGUCACAAUGUGUGUAAGGGCUAGGUGAUAUCUGGUUUUCAGAAUUGUGAUAACUCACCAGCUAAACAUUGCAAUGUUGUCACCAGUUAAACAUUGCAAUCUACCACAAUGUCUGGAAUAAGGAUGGAACUAUACAGAGGUGAACAGGACAAUGUCCGGGCAACUGCUACUAUUUAGGUGUCUAAAACGGAUAAAUGACAGUAUUAUCAAUCAUUACACACUCAGUUUCAUCAACAGGAAAGCCAAAAUGCAUCCCAACAGGACUUUUGGUUUUGGGCUUGUAUACCAAAUAGUGAUAUUCAGGACAAUUGAAAGUCCUGUUGGCUUGCCUGCUGCUGAAAGUGACCAUGAGGUGAUUGGUAAUAUAAUCAUUUAUCAGUUUUAGACCCUUAAGUAGUAGCAGUUGCAGGACAUUGUCAUUUUCGCCUCUGCGUAGUUCUUUCUUUAUUUCAGAUAUCAUGAUAUAUUGAUAUAUCAUGAUGUUUGCUUGUGAUAUAUCACGAUAUUGAAAACCAGUUAUCGCCCAGCCGUAUUCUGGGGAAUAAAGGCAGCUUGUGUUGAAGUGGCACAAAUUCUAGGAGAAUCAGGCAGGUUGGUUGGCAGGGGCAGGAUGUAUCAGACAUUGCAGGAUGGAGGCAUGGCUGAGAAUCUGCACUGGAGUUCUGGUUCUUAGUUCUGAAGUAUGUCAGAUGCAUGGCUCUGAGCUCUUCCCACUCCUUGCCAUACAAGCAACAGCCAAGUUCCUUCCACUUCCACAUCUGAUAUUUAGGAUCAGGGUUUCCAACUUGGAAGGGAUGGUUUGGCUUGAAUGCCUGGUCUGUUGCAUUUUAAACCCACUGGAUCUCGCAAGUGUUCCUUCCCAUACAAAACUCGUUCUUGACAGAUCAGUUUAGAUAUGCAGCAAAAUUAGAGUCAUGACCCUGGGUGGGUCUGAGGCAUGUCACAUAGGAAACACCUAAGCCUCAGGACAGUAAUUUUUACGGUGGAAUGCUACAUGAGACUACUGAGAGGUAAUCCCUGUUGAGUUCAAUGGGACUUAUUCACAGGUUAAGUGAGUAUAGUGUUGCAGUCCGGUUGAAAUCUGUCUCUGUACACGGAUCAAUUUUAUAUCAAUGGCUUUCAUAAACGUUACCACAGGUAUUUCAGAGACAAGUAUUUCAGGUACAUCCAUAAAUAAGUUGUGUGUAAAUGCAGAUUAACACCCCCAUAAGUACAACUCUAGGCUGCUUUUGAAAAUUAGGCACUGAUCUGUUUUCAAAACAUGGCUUAUCAAAUGUUUUGGAUCAUGGUUUUAGCUUCUGAAGAGUAGGGCAAGGCAUUGCCCAGAGUUUAGAUCUGCCCAGCCUUCUCUUCCAAUUCUUACAGUACAAUGGCUCCCCUUCACUUCAUUUCUCAGCUCUCCAUCCAACCUGUGAUAGGAACGCACAUGCCAUGGACAGUGUGGUAAACCCUGGCUUUAAAAUUACAUGUGUUUGCCACCAUAUAAUAUGCAGAUGACAUGGCAAUAAGAGAAGAAGACUAUAUAGACCCAAUGCAGAUAUAAUACUGGCUUCAUCAAAAUUGUGGUUUGCAGGAGCCAGCCUUAGGAAUUCACCCUCCUCCCCUCUCCAGUGUGGAUUCUUCCAUACUUGUUGUCAGAUUUAAUCACGAUUUAUAAUUGCAUCUCCAAUGAUGUCCUGCUGACUAGAGUUCCCAUCUUACCUGGAGAUUGAAACCAAGGUUUGUUUUGGGUUUGCAAGCCGUGGUUAAUACUGGUGCUGAUAGAACAUUGAAGUUUAGCAGUUAAACUGAGGUUCAAGGUGACAAGGGAAGAGAGGGGGGAAAUUGUGCUUGAGAGGAGGUGGGGGACAGGGCAGGCUUUCAUGAGACUGGCUCGCCAAUUGCAAACUAUGCAUGGUUGGCAGGGAACCAUCAUUACACUUGUUACAUCUGCACCAGAUCAUAAGUUACAGUUCUUUAAGACUUCUUCAAUCGGUUUCUAACAUUUUAAGUUUUAAAGAUGUUAGCUAUUUAUAUAUUAUUACAUUUUUACCCCACCUUUCCCCUAAGGGUCUGAAAGUGACAUACAUGAUUCCCCUCCUUUCCAUAUUAUCCUUGGCACAACACUAUGCGGUAGGUUAGGCUGAGAGGCAGUGACUAGCCCAAGGUCACCUGGGAGUUCCAUGAGCAGGAGCUGUGUGAUGGACUCGCUCAUUUCAGCCGUGUUAGGUUCACCCCUCGCCCCUGCAUACACGUCCCUGCCAACCCCUCUUAUUUGUAUAGCACAGAUACAUUGCACAGACCUAGGCUAAUAUCAGAAUGAAUAAUGAGCAAGGAAGUAGAAGAGAAGUGAAGUAGAAAAAUAACUGUGUUUUCAGUCUGAGCAGCUUCCAAGCCUGUUGAAAGUGUAACAGCCUGCCCUGAGUAUGCAAGAUCAAAUCUGGAGGGGAGGGAGACCCAAACCUGAUUGAAACAUUGAUUUUCCUGACAGUCUUUCCCAACCAGCUUGAUCUGUAAGCUGCCUUUAUGGUGCUCUUGUGUCACUCUAUCAAGUCAGGGCUGUAAAAUCCUAAACACCUGAUUUCUAAGGGUAUCUGACAAAUUUUACUUUUUAAAUUUUAUUUUGAUUAUGCAUUUUUAUAAUUUAAAUAUACACAUAUACAUAUAUCUGACAAUUUAAAGGGUAUGUGCUAUACAUUCCUAUGCAGGGCUGAUUCCUAAAUCUUUAAUACUGGUCCUUGAAAUUUUGAAAUCCUUUUUCUUAAUCCUGCUUUUCUAUAAGAUCACUGCAUGUGAAAUGCAUUGUGGGAGAUUUGUGUGCCCGGAGGUGAAAGGGCACAAGGGAGUGGAAUGUAGAAGGGAAGUUCUGAAGAUGAAAGACGCAGCCCAUCCUUUCUUAGAACACUUAAUAUUUUAUUCCUAUUUUCCCCAGGGUCGUCCCCCCCGCUGCAACUUUGGGGAUGAUUUCAGCAGAAGCAAAAAAACUAAGACUGUCAGAUGUCUUAAUCAUCCCAUUAUUGCUUUUGUUAGGACCUAAAAAGAAAACUAGGCGCGAUUCUGCCAUAGUUAAGCAUUCCUUCCCCCCACCAACCAUAUUGAUUUCAAUAUGGAAAGUUUAGCACAGGCUUAAAACUGCUGUUAUUCAAAUCCAUGUCUGUGUCAGCUAAAUGUCAGGCUGAGAAAAAUGGCUCCUUUCAAGCCUACCUCACAGCCCAGGAGGCAGAUACCAGCCUCUUCUUUGUUCCCUCUGCCACAGACAACUCCUUGCUUGGUCACGUGGCCUCUGUUUAGCUGCCUCUCUGCUUGCCUUGGGUGGGGAAGCCUUGUGCAGACUCUGACUGUAGUGGCACUGAAGGCUUUGCUGAUGGCUGCCCUAUAUUGGAAGGGCACAGCUGAGGCAAUGUAGGCCAUAAUACCUGUGCAGAUGCCCCCGAGGUAGUACAAGGAUGCUGUAAUCUCGUUAUGUGUUUGGGUUGAUGAUGCCAGUAGUUUUUCUACUAAGGAAAAAGACUCUUGGAGCCCAGUGAAGCGCCUGCUUCAUUAUCCCUGGAUAGAGAGAGGAUCAUAUCCACAGCAUACAGUUUAUGCACAUGGCUUCCCACCAAAGAAUCCAGGGAACCAUGGUUAAAGGGUGCUGGGAACUGUAGUUUGGUUAGGGGUAAACUACAGUUUCCAGGAUUCUGUGUGGGAGGGAAGCCAUGAAUGGUCAAAGUUAGAUGCCCAUUAAAAUUUGUGGGACUUGUGUGCUUAAGAGUGUGGGUGUCCCACUGAUUUCUGUAGGACUUAAAUAGGCUUGCAUGGGAGAAUCCUCAACAACUUUAGCAUACCAAAUAGCACUCUGUUUUGCUGGCUCCUCCUCCAAGGAAUAUACAGGUGAGAGGAAGAGCUUGCACUGGGCUCCUUCCAACUUAGCUUCUCUUAUAUGAGGUCACUUUUGGGCCUGCCAACAGCAAGUGCUGGAGGCAGAAGUGGCAACUUUCUGUGGGGUUCUUUGUUACCUCAACAAGAAGGGGGGGGGCGGAGAGGCAACCAGCAGUUGGGGCAACCAUCUAAUGGGGAAGAGCACAAUAAUACUUAGCUGAUAUACUGCAGCCAUGCAUACAUAUGCGAGAGGCUCACAUUGCUGUAAAACGUGCCUUGAUUGCUCUCUCCACCCCCUCCACAUUUCAUCUGCAUGCUCCUGAGGAGGAUCUUUUCCAGUCCCCUGGGUAUUCUGGGACAAGCAAUGUUCUUUGAAGUUUUUCACAUUUGCCAUCUGGAGAGAAUGCAGCAUGAGGACUCUCUCUGGUUCCUAAAAAACAAGCUGGCUUUCUCUGGCACCUGCGAGUCAUUUCCAUCCCACCCUGUCAGUCAGGUACCUAGUGAGACUAACAUUAACAAAGGCAAAUUGAAUCCUUGGCUGGCGGUGGGUGCCAUCAGGCUUUGGGGCAGAAAUAAUGGGCUGCAGGAGGGGCUGGCAGAUACAGCAGGGCCAGGUCACCACUUCUGAAGUACCAUAUUUUUUGCUCUAUAAGACUCACUUUUUCCCUCCUAAACAGUAAGGGGAAAUGUGGGUGCAUCUUAUGGAGCGAAUGCAGGCUGCGCAGCUAUCCCAGAAGCCAGAACAGCAAGAGGGAUUGCUGCUUUCACUGCGCAGCGAUCCCUCUUGCUUUUCUGGCUUCUGAGAUUCAGAAUAUUUUUUUUCUUGUUUUCCUCCUCCAAAAACUAGGUGCGUCUUGUGGUCUGGUGCGUCUUAUAGAGCGAAAAAUAGGGUAAUACAAAUUACCCCCUAAAUAGUUCUCCUCCCACCUGCCGCCAUCCAGUACCAUUAAGUGCAAAGUCUAAAAUUACAUGGCUGUGUCACUGGUUGUAGAGAGUUAGGAAAAUGAUGCUGGCUUCUGUGGCCAGCUUGCUAAAGUAGAGAGAGAGAAAAAACAGUUUGAAGGACCUGCUUGUUUCUCUUCACUGCCUGUCUGGCACUGAGGCACAAGGAUACUUUUGACAUGUUCUCAAUCCCAGCCUUCAGUGAUCAGCUGGGAUUUGAACCAGAAUUGGAGUUUGUUGAGCACUUUGCCAGCAAGGCAAACCAAGGCAAAGCCUCACUUAGGUUAACCAAAGGCUUGUUUUGCUCUGGGAGCAAGUUAACACACUGUGUGUGUGUGUGUGUGUGUGAGAGAGAGAGAGAGAGAGAGAGAGAGAGAGAGACACACACAACAAACUCUCCAGAGGUUAAGCACUUGCGAAUCAUCAUUCUAUCAGUUGGAAGGCCUUUGCAGCUCUCUCAGAAUGUAGUGUAUUUGUAUUUGUGAAGAACUGCAUCCUAGGAUAUCCUAUUACCCCACAUUUUGCUUGUCCCGUGCCCAGAAAGCAUGGGUCUGAGCAGUUUUCCACUUGUCCCACACGGGUCUGAGUGGUUUUGCCUUUGCGCUGCUGUUUUCCCCUGGAAAACCUGUUCUUUAGCUCAGAACAAAUGAGCAAUCUGCAGAAAACCUGAUUUCUUGUUUGUUCCAAUUCAGCGCUAAACCAAGGGUUUCCCCAGGGAAAAGCAGCAGGGCAAAUGUAAAAGGCAACAUGGGCGCAUCUUGCAGCUCUAGACCUGUUUAAAGUUCAGUGUGAAUUAAGCAGUAUCACUUCUUCACCAGUUCUUUUCAACCUCAAGCAAGCAGAUAAGAGUGAGAAUUACAGCCAGACGCCCCUGAAGUUUCUACCUGCCCUCCACAGCCAUAGAUACUUCCCUGCUUAAAAACUGGCAUCUCAUUUCCCCAAACUAGAGGGAUGAAAGGAGACAGUUCUUCUCUUGGAUCUUUUCCUCCCGCCUUCUGCUUUCCAUAAUUGCCUUCAGAUGCCUCUCUUUCAAAGUCUUGGGCCUUUGUGCUUGAUCUGUUGGGGCGCCAUCUAAAACUGCAGCAAAAACAACAUUUCCCUGUUAAUUAUUGAAGGCCACCCACCCUCUUGGAAGGAGAGGCAUUUAGGAAGGCUCUUGUUCGACUCUUACAGCAGGGUAAGGAGGAGGAUAUAGCACUUGCUUGGAUGCUGUCUGCCAGCACUAACAUGCCACUUUCACUGCUCCAUCUCAUUUUCCCCCAUGUGCUUUGAGCAUAGCGGCUUCACCUUAACAUCUCGCUGCCGUAUUUCUUAACUCAGUAACCGCAUAGCAGUCUUGCAUGGUAUAUGGGAAUGCAUAACUUCAUUACUUCCCUUCUCAAGAAACCCCCUUUGCUGCGACCUUCCCAAAAGUACCACCAAAGGUACUGGAAGCAAUAAAACACUGGAGUGGGGGAUCAGGCUUGGCAGAGAUGGGUUUUCUUGUGCUGCAAAUAUGUUUGAACUUUUGGUGUGUAGUGCAUGUGACAACCUUCUAAUACAAUUUUUGUCUUUUCUUCCCCUCCUCUCCCUCAUCUCUCUCCCCCUCUCCUUCUUAACUCCCCCCCUUCCUUUUUCCAUCUCUGGUGGAAACACAAGGAGCUGGUAAGGAGCUGCACCUUCCGUCUGCUUUGGUGUUUGUGCUGAUAAACUUAUAGUUGCUAACCUUUUGUCUUUGCCAAAUCUUGCCACUCUGGAGGGCUUGAAAAAAGCGGUUUUCUGUGUGUUGCAGUAAGCUGCUUCUCAUGGCCUUUGCAAAGACGUUUUGUGGCUUGUGACACAAAAUCCUAAUGGCUUCCUGCUCACCCAAGUAAAAUGAACAUCUUCUAAUAAAGUAAAUUAUUGGCUGAUCUGCCACUUUUUGUGGCUUCUUAAAUCUGCCACUGUACUCUCCCUAAUGGUUGGGCUGGCUCUGGUAGAAUUCUGAUAACAGUUCCUCCUAGCUGCUGGUAAUAUGCAGGAUGUCAUCUUGUAUAAGCUAAUGACAAAUGACUAAAAUGCAGAAAUGCCCUUUAGAUCUUACCAGUCUUUCAGAGCAAAGUUCACUUUCAGCAAAAGAGAAUAAAAGCCCUGUGGGAUCAGACUGAAGGUCCAUCUAGUUCAGCGUCUCACAGUGGCCAACAAGAUGCCUCUGGAAAGCCCAUAAGCAAACUAAGAGUGUAAUAACCCCCUGUCCCAGUGUUGACCCCCUGCAAUUGCUAUUUGACAGUCAUACUGCUUUUGAACAUGGAGACUCCACUUGGCUAAACAUUUUCAUGAUUUUUCCCCCCUGAACCUUGUAAAUCCAUCUAGGUCAUUGGCAGUCAUUUCCUGCACAUUUCCCAGCUCGCUUUUUGCCUUUGAGAUGGGUGGCCAAAACCAUGUGCGUUGUUCCAAAUAUCAGAUGAAUAAUGAAGAUUGUUAGCGAGUCUGAUCUGGGGUGACAUCACAUUCUAAUCCCCAUCCCAACAAUACAGAGAUGAGUCAGACUGGUCAGUCCACAACAAAAUUUCCAUCUGUCAUGUAAAACCAAAGGAAACAUUUGGGGGACAUAAAUCCCUCCGGCUUGGACUGUCUAGUUGUGACAGUCUCUGGUGCUCCAGAGUAGGCAUGGCCAACUUUGAUUAUGUCUCAGGAGGGUGCUGUGUCCUCUUAGGUUUAGCCCUGGGUUGGAAGCAAUCCUCAGAAUGGGUAGGACUAGAACCAGUGGGCGGAAAUGACAGCCAAUUUCAGCUAAAUAUCAAGACAGAGGUUCUCAAACCACUGGUGGUCCAUGGGCUCCAUGCAGGUAGUCAACAAAUAAAAAAGGGGAACAAUUGAGAAUAGCUGUACUUGGCUCUGUACCUGAUCAAUUAUGCACGCAUGCACACACACACACACACGCACACACAAAACAAUGAUAUCUAGGCUGUUUUGACCAGGGCAUAUGCUCUUAAACAGGCUGGCAAGACUAGCCUAGGGUCUGUGAUGGUCAUAAAGCGGCACUGGAGGGGGGAAUGUAAUUAAAGCAUGAGUUACAUUUGUGCUUUAAUUUGUAGGACAAAAGAAAAAGUUUAUUAAGUGGUCUACUGAGACACCUGGCAGUUUCCAACUGGCCCAUGAGGGGUCAGGGGAAGAGUUUGAGAGAGACUGCAUCAGGAUAAAUUUUCAUAACUAUAGAAGCUGUUUGGUAGUGCAAUAGCCCACCUUGGGAGAUGGCAGGCUCUCUUCUUUGGCUGGAAGUAUCUAAACAGAGGUUUGAGUACCUUCUGCCAGGGAUGCUAUAGUUGAGCAGAGUUGGACUAGGGUGUCCUUGCAACUCUACAAUUGUAUGGAAUUGUAUUUUGCUGCACAAACUUUGGUGCAGGUGUCACAUUCUGGUUGGCUCCAUUGAGGCAUUGGGACACACAUACUGUAUUUUUCGCUCUAUAAGAUGCACUUUUUCCCUCCUAAAAAGUAAGGGGGAAAGUGUGUUCGUCUUAGGGAGCAAAUACAGGCUGUGCAGCUAUCGCUGAAGCCUCUUGAGCGCAGUGGGAGUGCUCCUCCCUCUUCACUCAAGAGGCUUUGCGUUGCUUUCUUGUUUCUUGUUUUCCUCCUCUAAAAACUAGGUGUGUCUUAUGGUCGGGUGUGUCUUACAGAGCGAAACAUACGGUAAUAGGGCCUUUAGUGCAGAAUUCAGUGGCUGCUAUUGAAACAGAACUUAUAAUUUCCUUAAAAAGAAAUAUGCUGUAGUGAUCGGGUAGGCAGCAUUUGCUAAAAUUCAGAGAAGGGUUUCCCAACAGUUUAUCCACACGUCACAUUUGAAGGUGUCCACUUAAAAUUGUUUGGGGGCACCCUUAAGAACAUCAUGGGUGAAGUGAGAUGCUCUCCUCUGGGACCAAAGGAGCAGUAGCUCUGUGUGCCAUUCUCUAAGAACAGCAUCCUGAUCUUUUAAAACAAAAACAGCACAUAUGCCAGCAGCAUGAAAUGACUAUAUAGUUGCUAAGAGGACUCAGUGCAUACAUUUAAAUAGCAACAUGCAGCUGAUUCCUCCAGACUGUUGUGUUAAUCUUAAAGCCAUUAUGGCUGCUUAGCUCAGAUAUGGCCUGUGACCUCUAGGUGGAAUCCAUGCCAAGGCAUUUUGGGUUUUUUCUUGUAAUUGCCGCUUGACAUGUUACUGUAGUGCAUCAAAGCUUGUACAGUCCAGGACCCCUAAGAUGAACUGGGUUUUCUAAAUAGUGCUUUAAGUCCUUUAUCAGGGGUGAGGAGAUUUUUCAAAUAUUAACAACUGCUGUUAAAAUCCAGCAGUUUGCAGGGCCUGCUGUGAAAUGCUGCUGCUGCCUGCAGUUGAAAUAAUUGCCUACCUCCUCUUAUAAAACCAUGGCUAAGUGUGAGUUGCCUUGAGGAUUAGUUUUAUGUUCUAAAAAGAGGAACUGGUAAAAGAGUAGACCUGUUGAAAACAAGGGGAGGAGCCGUGAUACCAUGGAGCAGUGCCUUUCAAGCUUUGUCCCAUAAGGACGCUCUUGCCGUAAUGGCUUUUCUUCCAAGGAACACAUACAUUUCUGCCACCAAGCUGCUGAGCAUUGCAUUCAGGAGCACAUAGCUUAGAUUCUGGGCACUAACUUAGGGCUAGUGGUUCCCAAACUUUUUUUCCUGACGAAACGCUUGAAAAUUGCUGAGAGUGAUUUUCCUCCCAGUUGUUCCAACGGCCAUGUGCUGUUCUAGAGAGCACCAUGUCAGCUACACCUGUUCUAGCAUUUAUGUAGCAAAUCACUGGUGUGCAUAGCUCAUUCGCAGCCCAUAACUUAACUGGUGACCUUUUACUAUAUUUUUCCGUGUAUAAGACGAGGUUUCUUGCUAAAAAAAAAUAGUAAAAAAUUGGGGGUCAUCUUGUACACGGAACAUGGGCACCUGGAGGGAUUUCUUUAAAUAUUUAAGCAUAUGUCCAGGAUUUUGGCUUGGGCGGGCUGAGGCGGUCCCUCCUGCUGCCGUCCCCUCUUUCUCCUCCCCCUCUGGACUUCAUGCUCGCCUCCUGAAGCCCCUGCUGCCUCAACCACCAGAUCAAAAGCAGCUGCCACCGCUGAGAGCUGCCUCAGCUACCUCUCCUUGCCCUUCUUUCCUUUUCCCCCUCUUCCCCUCUCAAACUCCCACCCUGCCCCCAGCCCACUCACCACCUUCCUCAGCUCAGUUUGAUCGACGGCAUGGCGCACAGUGGGUGCUGUCUUCCCCUGCCUCUUCCUUGGGAUCCUGUUUGGGAGCCUCCUUCCCCUUGCAGCAGCUGCCACCAAGGGGGACAUUGCGGUGCCCCAACCGCUGCCUUUGCUUCUGCUCCAUGGUGUCCUUCAUGCACCUCAUGCUGGAAAUUAUGAGGGCGAUUGCCCCCCAAAAGAUCAACUUGCCGCCGCCGAUCAUCCAGACUUUCACUUCUGUUUUAGGGUGUGUUUUUUCAAAAAAAAAAUUGGGUUCAAAUAAAUAGGGGUCAUCUUAUACACGGGGGUGUCUUAUACGCGGAAAAAUACGGUAGAUACUAAUGUUACUAAAUUGUCUUCCAGAUUUUCAUUACCCACUUCCUUUAUAGUUUCUGUACAUUGAUUUCUAAUAGUUAGUAGAUGUCCGGCUCGCUGCUACCAAUAAAUUACCAUAUUUUUCCAUUUAUAAGACAGAUGUUUUUUGCUUUAAAAAAUUGGGGGUCACUUCAUACAUGGAUGGUUAAGAAAAACACUACUUACCAGUAGUGUAGGAAGACUGGGGAUAUUUCAAGAUAUUAUUUCGGGAGAAAACACACACACACACACACACACACACACACCUUAUCCAAAUUAGCCUGCAAGGGAGGAGGAUGAGGAGGGUCACUUUUGCAGUGGGAGGUUUACAAACAACCACAAAAAGGGCAAAAGCACAGCAUAGCUUGGAAAGGGCAUUCCAGACAAUGCACCAAAAAGUGGGGGUGCCCCCCAAACACCCACCCACCCAAACGAAAGGGGGCUGAGCAGGCCCUGCAGCUGCUUCCUCCUCGUCCAAGGCCCAGGAACGGCACCCGCCGCAUACGUGCCUGGGAGGUUGCAAGUGGAGCAGCUGACCAGAGCCAGCAGCUCUUCAUCUCUCACCUGGUGCUUCCAUGGCGGUGGCAGCAGAGCAGGGCAGCUGCCGGGCAUCAUGAGCUUGACAUGUUGCCAUUGCCACUGCUGCUGCUCCCAGUUCCUCCAGCCUCCCUUCCUAACGUGCACACACACUUGCACACAGAAACACACACUUCGGCUCUCGCCUGUGGGCUCCUACCACCCAGCACACUCCACUCCCAGUUUCCAUUCAAAGGGAAUGCACCCACUCAGUACAAAAAACCCUGGACGUUUUGCCAAAUUAAAGAAAUCCACCCCAGGUGCUGUGAAGAAGCUGCCGGAACUGCCAUUCAUUUCACUUACCACUUCCACCAACCAAUGCUGACCGUUGCGGCAAGCCAGGUUAGGCAGAACAAGAGCACUCCCAGGCAUUCUAAAUGGAAAAAAAAGUUGUUCUGUUUGAUGUUUAAAGAUACGGUACUAAAUCCGGUGCUUUGAAUAUUUAAUAAAAUAUCAAAGUUGUUCUGUUUGAUGUUCAAAAUAUUGAUUUCUUAAUUUUGGGUUCAACAAAAUAGGGGUCGUCUUAUACACGGAAAAAUGUGGUAUUUUGAGUGUUCGUAUUGUAUUGUUCGAUGGUCCAUGAAAUGAUUUGUAGGUAAUCUGUAGAUGGGUGACAGUUCAUUGUUGUGGAUAGCAAUAUUCCAGUAUUUGUUUGCCUUUGCACAUCAUCACGGCGAGGGGACAAGGUCACCUCUAACAUCAAUAUCCAACAUUUGCCAUUAAUUAUUUAAUAGUUUAUGAAUUUUCCACUGAGUUGCCAUUUUAAAACAGUUUUCUGUAAGAUUUAAAGAUAAAGUAAAAGUAAUUUCCUGUGAUGAGAAAUUUCCAAACUCCCACUUGUCAAUACAGAUGAUAGUAUAUUCAUUUCCACAGAGCAAGGUGGGGUGAUGUGCGAGUCCCAAAGGGCCUGCUUUAUCUGCACCUUGCUUUUAAUGAAGGUGUUCAACAUUGUAGGAGCUGGUGAGAAGUCUUUGGAUGCAGUGAUCUCAAGGCGUCCUUUAAAGGUCAUGUAGAGAUAACACCUGCCUGGUGGAGCACAUAUAUUCGUUUGCUUGUAACAAUUGCCUCCUGUGCUGUGAUUUCAGAGCCACUUUAAUCUGAUGCAGCUAUUUUUUGCCGUUGUUUUGAGAACAGCCUCUUCCAGCGUCUUUAAUGUGCAGGACCAAAGGAGCAGGAAUGUGAGGCUCUUGUAAUAGCUCUUCAAAAAGAGUCUGGCCUUGAUGCAGCCAUAGAUUUCCCAUCAGAGCCCAUUACAGCCACUGCGCUGCUUCCAAGAGCACUGGCAGAAUGCCUGCCUCUCUCUAGCACUUAGCAAGAGGAGAGGCUGACUUGCAGUCAAUAGCAGAGCUCUUGGUGCUUCCCUUAAGUGAGAAGCCACCUUCUUUUCUAGGGUAGGGCUGACAUUACCAGGAUUUCAAAGGCGGAAUUGAUGUCGGGGGGGGGGGGGAUUUCCAAAAGGCGGCAAGUCAAUCAAAAAAAUCACGGUUAUUUUGGCAUUUUUGUAAACAACAACAACAACAAAAAACCACCUCUCAACAAUUGCCUCAGCUGGCGUGGGAGGUUGUUGCUGAGGACCCAUCUCAGAUAUGGCACAAAGCUGCCUCUGAUUCACAACAGCUUGGUGUUUCUGGGUUAAUGAAUGCACCCAGCCACAACAAUGGAGAGACACCUCAUUGAUUCAUGGCAGUUUGCCACACCUUAGCAGGGCAAUGGCUAGUCGUCCUAAUGUACACAUGGCUGUCUUGUUCCCUUGCUGUCCCCUCUUGGAGCAAGACGCUGGGUGUUUGGGAGCUAAGUUCUGACCUGGUCUGCUUCCCUCAGGUCUCUUUGUACUCAAGCUGCUUCUAGUUUGGAUAGCUCUUGGUUCUACCAGGCUCCACCUUAAAGCCCCUGUGCCUUUUGGCAAGUAACCCUCUUGGAUUCUGUCACAGCCUGAAUUGCAAGCACUGCAGAAAACCAUUGUCAAUGUUGAUUGGAAGCUCUGAAGCAGCAAAGCCACCAUGUAAACCUAGCCCCACCUCUAUGCACAGCUUGCUCCUUUGCAGAACUCCUUUGGUAUAGGAGAGGCUGUGGCAGGACACAAAGAUAGCCUUAAAAUCCUUUCAGAGGAACCAUCUCAGGUGCCCCUGCUGGACCAGCCAGAGGCCCACCUAGUCCAGCAUCCUGUUUUCCAUAGGGGCUAACCAGAGGCCUAUGAUACAUCAAGGACCGCCUCUCCCCAUAUGAACUGACCCAAGCCCUGCAGUCAUCACCUGAGGCCCUUCUUUGUGUGUCCAAUCCACAAGAAGUCCAGGGCAUGGCAGCAUGAGAACAGGGCCUUUUCUGUUAUCACUACCUGUUUGUGGAAUGCUCUCCCCUGGGACCUGGGACCUUCAUUACAUAUCUUUAGCUGCCAGGUGGAAACAUUCCCCUUCUUCCUGGACUUCAGCUAAUUAAACAAUCUUGUGCCUUUUAAACUGGGCAGGGGAUUAAUUAUUGUUUGGUUUAUUGUUAUGCUAUGUAUUUUGUGUUUUUAUAUUGUAAACCGCCCUGUGAUCCUCGGGUGAAGGGCAGUGUAUGUAUAUGUAUAUGUAGGCCCACAAGCUAGGCCUGAGCGCACAAGCCCCCUCCCAUUCAGGGUCCUCAAGCUGCUGGUAUUGAGGGGCAGACAGCCUCUCUGAUCCCGGAGGUAAUAUUAAGCUGUCAUGACUAAUAAACCUGCAUUUUUAUCACCCCUGGGUUGGUUACAUUUGCAGCAGCCUAGAUCAGGCAUGUGAAUGUUCUGCAAAGUGCUGCUCUCUUGUAAUCCUGCAUACCUCUGGAACCUGCAUGUCACUUUUUCACCUGGAGUGGGAUCUAAUGCAAUUAAAUGUAAUGGAAAUUCUGUGGGUAAUUAACCAGCCUUCUCCUCCUCCCUGCACUUUAAUUAAAUUCUUAUUUGAACCAGUUUCCUGAUUUCCUGUAUGUUGAUUGCUGGAAUUGGCUCUCGCACAUCUCCUUCACAGGAAGAAAAAGGAAAUGCUGCUUUAGCUGGCAUUUGAUAGCCACUUCACCCAGGGAGCUGUGAGACCCGUUAUUGGAAAACAAAAUAUACUUGGAUAUUGUCUGAAUUCCACCCCCUUCCUUGUUGAUUUUUUUUUCUGUUUUGAAAAAGGGGUAGGGGCUGUCACAUAAUCCCUCCAGAAAGGCCAGAUGGUUUGUUAGUCUUAUUAAUAUAAUCCCCUUUUUAACUCUUCCCACUCCUGUUUUAAAUGAACACUCAAAUUUACCAGGUCAGUAUCUGCCUGGCCAUAUAACAGCAGCCUUUUCAUAACACACUCUUGUCUCCAUCCUUCGGGGCGUUCCUGGGCCUAAUGUUAUAUGGAUGUUUUUGCGUAUGGGGAGGUGCCCACGAGUUCUUGAUUUUAGCAUACCAUGUUAUCCUUGGCUAUUAAGGGUGAGGAAGGCAGAUGUAGAGUUCUCUACAGGCAAUCCCAGCAGGUCUUUCACCUACAGAGAGAACCCAGCAGCUUUGCAUUGUGUUCUGCAGACCUCCAUGCUCUGAACCAGAGAGUCACAUGGCUGAAUUUUCCUGUGUCUAGGUGGUAUGUCGCAAGGGACGCGGGUGGCACUGUGGGUUAAACCACAGAGCCUAGGACUUGCCGAUCAGAAGGUCGGCGGUUCAGAUCCCCACAACGGGGUGAGCUCCCGUUGCUCGUGCCAACCUAGCAGUUCGAAAGCACGUCAGAGUGCAAGUAGAUAAAUAGGUACCGCUCCGGCGGGAAGGUAAACGGCGUUUCCAUGCACUGCUCUGGUUCGCCAGAAACAGUUUAGUCAUGCUGGCCACAUGACCCAGAAGCUGUAUGCCGGCUCCCUCGGCCAAUAAAGCGAGAUGAGCACCGCAACCCCAGAGUCGGUCACAACUAGACCUAAUGGUCAGGGGUCCCUUUACCUUUACCUUAGGUGGUAUGUCAGCUUGCACCACCCACCCUGCACAUCAGGCAGGCGGUCUACAUCUUCUCUUUUUUGAGUGGCUCAUGUGUGUUCAUUCCUUUCAUAAAAAGUUCACAAGAAUGAACAGUUCAGAAGCAGAAGUGCUGCCUCACCCAACCCUACCUCAAACAGUACUCAUCUUCUUUGCUCCAUGUUUCAGAAAAACUCAGGAGCCAAAACAGGCUUUGUUAGAUAGCUGUGUGGACGUAGCCAAAGUGAAACAGUGUUAGUUCUCUUGGCUUCCCUAGAGCAGCCUUUGUGCUGGCUGGGACUGAUGGGUGUUGUAACCCCAAACAUCUGUAGGGCACCAGGUUGGUGAGGCCUGCUCUAGGGUGUUCCAGCCCAUGUUUGCAGCCCAAGGCAUGUUCAAAGCCAAUAUUUGAAAGAGCUUAGCGUCUGAAUGAAGAUGCAAACCAGUAUCUCUUGGUCAGGUUUUUUUUUGUACAUAAGAGGCCUGCUGGAUCAGGCCAAACACCCGUCUAGUCCGCCAUCUUGUUCUCCCAGUGGCCAGUCACAUGUAUAUGAGAUGCACUGGUCACUCAUGCUCUUUGCUGGUCUGCCUAUUUGGCCAUCCCUAUUCAGAUCCAUGACUGUCUGUAGGACUGGAAGGGCCCAGAGAGCCAGCCAAUGCAAUCCCAUCAUUAAAGACCAAAUUCUGCUUGCAUAAAUCCUUACAAGAUUCCUUAUAGGUUCUUACUGACGCACUGGAGCAGUGCACCACAAUUGAUUGCAGAGCAGCUUGUUUCAGGGGACUAGAGCAAAUGAGCUCUGCCAUGUGCUAUAGGGGGAAACAACCAACCCUUUUCCAAAUGACUACAGUGGUACCUUGGUUCUCAAACAGCUUAGUUGUCUAACAAAUCAGCUCCUGAAUGCCGCAAACCUGGAAGUAAGUGUUCUGGUGUGCGAAUGUUUUUCGGAAGCCAAACGUCUGACGGGGCUUCCGCUUGAGUGCAGGAAGCUCCUGCAGCCAAUUGGAAGCCACACCUUGGUUUUCGAACGGUUUCAGGAGUCGAACUGACUCCUGGAAUGGAUUAAGUUUGAGAACCAAGGUACCAUUGUAGUUCAAAUCUGACCUAAGGGGAGAGAAGUUCCUGUUUGACCCAAGUUAUUCCUUUCCAGCCAGUGUGGGGAAUAGCUCUCCUUGCUUCUCAGCACCAUUAGUGGUUUCUGUGGACUAAGCACGGCAGUAGUGCUUCAACAUUAUGCCUGCUGGGACUACCAAGAGUGUCAGGUUUGCUAACAGAGUAUCUCCUCUGUUCUGCUUGGCCCUUGUGAAGAUUGCUUGGAAUCUGUUGGUUGUGGUUGGGAGGGUGUUUGGGGAGGUGGAGAAAAAUAAGGCUGGGUGCUCUGAUAUUUGUUUGUUUUUCUCUCUACACAGGAGGAGCUAACUAGCACCAGUGUGGAACAUAUCAUAGUCAACCCCAAUGCGGCUUAUGACAAAUUUAAGGACAAGCGAGUGGGCACUAAAGGACUAGGUAAGUGUUUCUCCAUAGGCCCUUUCUUGCGUAUGUGUCCAGGGUGGUGGAGGAGCAGUAGAUCCGGACUAGAAAAUGUACCAAAGAAAAACAUUCAAAGCAAUCCUCAAAGAACCCAAGGAUCCUUGUUUAAAAUGCCUUAAUAAUUUACAAUAAUAAGGUUAUAUACAUACUGAACAUUUCAAAUAACUUAUUCCUAGUUUAGCUUAUGUCUGCCAGUCAUUUGUCUCAUUGCCUGCAGAUGUGAGAUGCAGCACAAUACAUGCAUGACUAUUUUUCAGUGGUUGUGUGUGUGUGUGUGUGUUGGACAUACAAGAUGUUAGCGUGCCCUUGAAUGGAGAUCUUCAGGUUUGUUCUGAACCAGAGGAAGCAACAGGGUUUCUUUUGCAGUUUUGAACACUGGUCCUUACAGAUGAUGGAUCAAGCUCAGUAGCCAAGCCCUUGCUUUCCAUGCAGAAGGUCCCAGAUUCAAUUCCUGACAUCUCUGGGUAAGGCUGGUGAUGUCCCAUGUCUGAAAACCCAGAGAGCCACUACCAAACAGUAUAGACAAUAUAGUACAGGCCUACCUUGGUAUAAGAAAGCUUCUUAUAAUCUUCCUAAAACUUGAAGGCACAGUUGUGCGGCCGGGCCUGUCUUGGCCCUGGUAUGAAGUCUGUGAGAAGUUGGUAGAAAAGUCAAAAGGCCGUUCUACAAAUAUGAGCUGCUGAUUAAAGAACUACUACUAGCUCCAAUUGUGAAUCCUGUAACUUAAUUUUAAUGGAAAACAUGAAACUUGAGGCUGUUCAGUCUAAAAGUACAGAAAGAUUUUUUCCCUUUUCCCCCUUUUGAUUUCUAGAUUUCUCUGAUCGUAUUAGCAAAACCAAGAGAACUGGCUAUGAGUCUGGAGACUAUGAAAUGGUAAGUAACUAACUCAGAUGAACUGUAGACCGAAAGGAAAACCUUUGCUCUGUACCAAGCUGUAUCUCAGCUGGAGAAUGAGAUUUUAGCCUUAAGUAGAGGCGUGUGCUAGGCACACAGUAAGGGCAGGAGGUCAUGUGGCACCAGUAUUAGUUCAGGAUCCAAGAACAAAAGUCAAGUCUAGCCAAGGCCCAGGACCCAGCAAGGCAAGUUCAGAUAGAGGGGUCAGUUCAUAUAAGCAAGGUCAAGGUUCACCAACGAGCAAGGCAGGGAGAACUCUCAGUAACUCCAGCUGGAGCCUGGGAUGGAAGUUACACAUGGCAGGUUUGGAUGUUGCUUCAACAAGCAUCAAGCCCAGACUGAGCCUUAAAUAGGGCUUCAGCUUCCUCUAUAUCCACUGCCUCUUUUCCUAAGGGCCCAGGGCCGGGAUAGGCUUGUAGUCCAAAUCUGCUAGGAGGCAAGACCUCCCAUUCACCAGCCUUCCUCAGGUUAGCCAUUGCCAUGGAUGACCAGCCUGUGGCACGGGCUCCACAGGAGCAGGAAUUCAUGGCAUUCUUGAACUUCCCAUUAAUUGCCCUGCUCAGUUCUGCCUUUGGCCGCAUCAACCACUAAUGUGUCACCUCUGGGAAGUUGCCCAGAUGGGAAGGUGACCCUCAGGUUGAAAAAGACUUCUCAUUGCUGAUCUAGACUAUAUAAGAACUCUCUCACAGAAAGAAUUGAGAAUGGCCCUUCCUAGAGCCAGCCUUGCAACAGGAGAUGGGGUGAGAUGGAAUUGUGCUACCCCCAAAAAUUCUGGUGUUGCUGUUGACCUGAGAAUCUUAUUUUAUUUUUAAGCUAGGGGAAGGCCUUGGUGUGAAGGAGACUCCCCAGCAGAAAUACCAGCGUCUGCUGCAUGAAGUUCAGGAGCUGACUGCCGAAGUAGAGAAGAUCAAGGUAAGAUCAAGGUGGUCUCUGUUCUUGUUUCCUUCUGGCCCCCUUGCAGCUCCUCUGUGGGCCCUAUUGAUUUGGAUCAACCCAUCUUCUUGGUCUAGUCCUCGGGCCCAAAUGCAAAAUGAAGGCCUUUGUUAUCCAAUAAGUUGUCCUUGCCUUGAGACUAUGUGCUUUACUGCUGCGGUUAGUAUCAGUACAAGGGGGAGCAGCCCAGGGUCAGAGAGGACCAUGCCCCAAACAGUUACUGAAUGCCAGGCUUUCAGUGCUUCUAUCCCUUCUUCCACAGAGCACCGUGAAGGAGUCGGCUGCCGAGGAGAAACUGACACCAGUUGCCCUUGCUAAGCAGGUGGCCAGCCUGAAACAACAACUCGUCUCCACACACCUGGAGAAACUGCUGGGGCCAGAUGCAGCCAUCAACUUAACAGAUCCUGAUGGUGCUCUAGCCAAGUAAGUCACGGUGGUGUCAGCACUGCAGUUCCCCAGGGCUUAGUCCCACAAGCUGCUUAGCCCUGGAAAAACAUGUCUUCAUAAGAGUCCAUCUGAACCUGCCCUUUACCCUUGGCUACUGCGGUCAGGCCCUCUGCACCAGUCUUCGAAAUUCACAUUGUUCUUAGGCACAUUUUGCAACAGGGAAUUUAAUUAGUGUGAGCAGUGUCUGAGCUCUGGGCACAGUACUGCGCCUAAGAUUUCAUAUUAAAACUGCAGAGUGGAAGGAAAGGGGGAUAUUUUCUGCCUCCCCACUUCCAGCUACUCUCCGACUGGAGAAGAGACCCACUCUUAAGAAUAUUACAGGGGAAGGACUAGACCAUGUGAAAAGUGGACAUAAUGUUUUAGCUGCAGUUUAUUCAUUUUCAGCUUUGUAUUCUUAUAAAAAAGCAUACCUAGACAUUCCGUUGCUGUGCCCAUAACCUAGGUUUAAGGGGCCAUUUAGCUCUUAGCUUUCAUAUCUCAGUUUUUAACACUGCUCUGCACCUCAGAGUAGGCCAUGCCAGGCCAAGAGUGUCAACUUCAGGGCAAGCUUGAGAUCAGUUGUACAUCUCUCUGUGGAGCACAUUAUCUGCAUUUAGUAGGAGUGCUGAGAUUGUGAUGGGAUCAUAGGACUGGAUGGGGCCAUGGAGCCAUCAGCUCAUCCCCUAAGGCAAGGGUGGAGAGUUGGCCCAUCAUCUCCUAACCAUUGACCAGGCUGACUGGGGCUGCUGGAGUCCCACAACAACCACAAGGCAACCCACCCUUGCUUUAAGGGAGUAGAUUAUACCCAUAGAUAAACUUGCAUAAUGCAGACCAUCAAAGAGAGUUGAGAUUUUUUGGGUUUGAACUGGGGGAAAUUGUCUGGAGAAUUUCCCACUGGUUCUAAAUUGAUGGGGAUCAGAUCUUUUAGUAAAACAUUUUUUUUAGUCUUGUUAGUUUUGCAGUCUGUAUAAAUUUCCUGUAGGGAAGGAAAUCAAUAAAGUGCACUUAGUGUGGUUUAAAUGCUAUUUUCAAAGAUUUACCUGGAAAUUAUUUUUAUUGGAAUACUUGUAAAUAUUUAAAUACAUGGCAGCACAAUAGCAUACCUUUCCCUUUCCAUUAUUUAGAUUUUAAUAAGAAAAUAUAAGCAGGGAAAAUGGUUAACAUACUAAUUUUAGCAUGCCUGAAGAGCUACGUGCAGAAAUAUAUGUGCUUUCUAGGGAUGGCCAUCUGAAAAAGUUGAAAACAACCAUUUUAGAUUUGAUUAGUUGCCCAGUUGCAGUAUACCGUGUUCAAAGUAAAUUUCUAAACAUGGACCAUUUCCCAACUGACAUCGGCUGCAAGCAUACAGAGGAGAAAAGUUUCCCCAUCCCUUCUAAUUAUGCUCAUGCCCCUCAUUAUUCCAAUCUCUGAUCCAAAAUCCAUUGCAGCAGGCGGUAGCUGUUAUAGCCAGUGUAGUCAGUGGGGACCUAACCAUGUGCCCGCUAAACAUUUGUGGCCUCUUCAACUUGUCAGGCGUUUGCUCAUUCAACUGGAAACAGCCAAGAGUACUAAGGUGCCCCCUGCAAGUGGGAAGAGCCCAGCGAAAACUGCGGCUGGCCCAGGAAACAUGGUGACUUAUGAACUGCACUCCCGGCCUGAGCAGGACAAAUUCUCUCAGGCUGCCAAGGUAAGAACUGGAGUAUUUGAUCUUUGAGACCCCUCUGGGACUUAUAAGGAAAUAGCUAGGAUGAUGAGCUGAUGCUACAUUUGUACAGCAGCGAGGUGCUUUAGCAGCGCCUUCAUUGUAUGCAAUUCAGCAGUGCCUUUCUCUCUCCAAGCUCAGCUCUGGGGGCAGGAGAGCAUUCUGUUGCUUUAUGGGGUGCUUGAUUUGAGUGGGGAAAAGGCCUAUUGUGCACAGCACUGGUUGGUUAGUACUUGUGACAUCAUAAGGACCCAAAGCUCCAGAGCAUUUUUGUGUCCAUACAGUGGUGCCCCGCAAGACGAAUGCCUCGCAAGACGAAAAACUCGCUAGACGAAAGAGUUUUCCGUUUUUUGAGUCGUUCCGCAAGACGAAUUUCCCUAUGGGCUUGCUUCGCAAGACGAAACGUCUUGCGAGUUCUUGUGAGUUUGUUUCCUUUUUCUUAAAGCCGCUAAGUCGUUAAUAGCCGCUAAGCCGCUAAUAGCCGCUAAGCGCUAAUAGCCGUGCUUCGCAAGACGAAAAAACCGCAAGACGAAGAGACUCGCGGAACGGAUUAAUUUCGUCUUGCGAGGCACCACUGUAUGUGUCUUCACUUGAAGAGAGCUAGGGUGCUGCUGGCGACUGGGAGCAUCAGGGUCUCGGUAAUGUCUAGGAAUAGUUCCCUUGCCCUGGAACUUAGGACAUACAUCAACUUGGCUUGUGCAUCUGUAUGAAGCUCAUGUAUUUGAUACUGAAGAAAGGAAUUUCCAGAAUGCAGAGCCUUUUUCCUAAGCUGCUUCCCUGUCCCACGUAUAGCAUGUAUAUACGGGGCUCAUGGAGAUCUUCAAGCAUAAAUCAUUUUUGUGAAUCUUCUCCUUCCCUCCCCACCGCACACAAAGUUUGAGCCUUUCUCACCCCAUAGCAGAAUAGAGCACCAUAGAGUAACGAACCUUAUUUUGGCUCCUUUGCUUUCCCCACACUUUCUCAGUAAUCCUUUAACAUCUGCAUCACCCAGCAGUCUCUGUGACUUCAUUCUGAGUGCUUUAGAGUUAAUGGGGAUAUUGACUUACUUAUUCUACAGUCAUGAAAGCUUAGGAAGGCAGGAGUGGGAAACAGUGAUAAUGUCUUCCUGGUAAUAUUCUAUACAGUCUGGGCUCAGGGUUCCCCAGAACAUGGAUUGCAACCCUGUUGGGACUGUUGAAAAGAAAGAUCUGGCUGUAGGUUCCAGCCUCCUUCAGGUCCAGUUACUUCAUGCUGGGGUUGAAGUGGUGGUGGGAAAAGGUGUCAUUAAUCAUAUUUGUACCCUGAUUUUUGGCCGUCCAUUCUAGGCAACACAAAAAUACCAUUGUUAAAAUGGCUAGGAAGGAGUUCAAAAGAAGUGGAGGGAGUGAUAGGCAAAGUCUUGUUUGCGUUGAGCAGAUGAGGAAGGGACACAGGGAUGCAGAAAUCCAGAUAAGAUUUUUCAUUUUGCUGGAGGGCUGCGGAAUACUCUCUUCCUUAAGCAUGCUCAUAUCUCAUUGGAUGCCAGGAUCAGACACCCAUCCCUCCCAUCUGUUCUUCUCUCUGUAAGCAAGUGCAGUGGUGGCUGAAGCAGGUGUCCCCAUCCCCCCUGUUGGUGGGGGUGGGAGGGCAUGCCCACACUAUUUUGGAUUCCUUUCUCUCAUUUUCCCAGUUUUGGAUUAUGCCACACACAACACAUUAGUCAUUUUGUGAUGGUGCCCCUGACACCUUCUCAAACUUCCAAAUGUGCCCAAGAAGGUUGGCAACCUCUAGGUGAAAGAAAUGAAGUUGUAGUGGAGUGUCAGUCUCAGUGGAGAAAUUUUUGGGAGGGGGGAACCUUUGUGGCUGAUUUGAAAUGAUUGAUGUGUAUUUCUGUCAUAGUCAUGUACAGUAGGUAAUAUAAUCUCAUUCUGGACAAACUUUCAAGCUUUCCAACUUCUGGAAUUUUCACCUGGCUUAAGAUUCCUCGAGCCAACCAUCCACACUUACAAUUUUUUUGUGCCUCGAUGUAUGAAAUCUAAAUAGGCACGUGCACCUGCCACCAAAACAACCAGGAAGUUUUCCUUGGCAAGCCCCAUGAAAGUGAAUAUAGUCAAGGCGCCAUGUUCUUGCACAGGUCUUGAUCACUUCAGUGGGGCUUGUGAAGGGCAAUUUCCUGGCAUGUUGUACCCCAUAGGUCAAAUUGCCCUUAAUGGCACCUGAAAAUGACACAUCUGGGUUAAGGGGGAAUUUUAGAAGUGCUUUGCCCUGCAAUUCAAGGAGGCUUCCCGGGAGGGAGAGGAGCGCAACACAUCUUCAUUUGCUCCCUCUGGUCUUCCCAGAUUGCGGAAUUGGAGAAGCGAUUGGCUGAGCUGGAAGCAACGGUUCGCUGUGAGCAGGAUGUCCAGGUGAGGCCGAAAGGCAGUGGAAGCCCUGGGUCCAUGGAGAAGGUUAUGGGGACAAGGGGGAAGAGGCCAUAGCUCAGUGGUAGAGCAUCUGCUUUGCAUGCAGAAGGUCUCAGUUCAAUACCCAGUAUCCCCAGGUAGGCCUGAGAGAUACUUUGGUCUGAAGUCCUGGAGUGCUCCUGCCAGUCAGUGUAGACACUAUUGAGGUAGAUGGACCAAUGCCUGACUUGGCAGGCACCUUAAGGGGUAAUGGGAACAGGUGUAACAGCAGGCUAGAUUUUAUGAUGAACUCCAUGGCCUCAUUCGUUAGCCACUCCUGAGAUUUUCUCCAGUGAUGCAUUUAGGGCAGCAUCUACUUUGGCCCUGUAGGCGUGCUGUGAAAUUGUCCAGGGGGUGUAAUGCCUGGAGCUGGUUACAGGGCCUGAAUGAAUUAAAUUGUACAUGGCCAGCCUGUGGCUGAAAAUCCACAAGUGGCAUAGGCAGCUGACUUUGUAGCACUCCUGGGCAAGAGCAGAAUACCCUGGCCAUGCCAUAGAGUCAGACUCUUGCUGGACGAGAAGCAGCUCCAGCCCAGAGUGCAGGAACUACAUGGCUAUUGUUGGGUGUGAUGCAGUGGCAUUGCCUCACACUGCAGAUUGGCUUGUGCCAUGCUUGCCAAAGGCUGGCCAGCACUAUCCUAAUUAACACCCACCCCCCCGCAUUUUCUCUCUCUAGAAUCCUCUGUCUGUCGGACUGCAAGGAGCUAGUCUUAUGGUAAGCUGUUGGCUGAAGUUUAUAAGUAGCCUGUGCCUUUUGGGAUUGGAAAGGAAUUAAAGGGGAUGUUUGCUUUUAAAGAUUGGGCAUGAAGGUUGUCUCUUAAUUUAUCCUGUAGCUGCUGGGAGGCCAGGUUGGGCUUGAUGUGUACAAAGUGUGUGCAAAGUGUGUGUGUGUAUACAUGUGUACAUGUACAAAGCACAUUAGUUUGUAAAUGGAAAGGAAUGAGAUACUAUGCUGAAACGUUGGGAAAAAUAGCUUCUAGGCCAGGAUUAAGGGAAAUAGGUUUGCACCUCCCUCUAUAAGAUGUUCUAGACCAGGGGUCGGCAACCUUUUUCAGCCGUGGGCCGGUCCACCGUCCCUCAGACCAUGUGGUGGGCCGGACUAUAUUUUUUGGGGGGUGGGAAUGAACGAAUUCCUACACCCCACAAAUAACCCAGAGAUGCAUUUUAAAUAAAAGGACACAUUCUACUCAUGUAAAAACAUGCUGAUUCAUGGGCUGGAUUUAGAAGGCGAUUGGGCCGGAUCUGGUUGCCUACCUUAGGUUGCCUACCUCUGUUCUAGACAAAAUGUUCUAUGUCUCUGUGGAUUAAGUUCCUUUUCUUUAUUUUUGACUACUGAGCUGAGGUAAUCUGUGCCAAGUAAAACUGAAAUUUUGCAACCUAAACAGUAUUUGCAAAUUUACUAAAUAUUUCUCAUGUUUUGCAAAAUUCUGUCUUUAAAAGCUAUUUUACAUAAUUUAUUCUAGUUUUGCUAGUCUUCAAGAAGGCCGAGGAGCUAUGUAGGUUGCUGAAAUUUCUCUCUCAAACACACACACACAACACAGCACCAUUGAAAACCUAUUUAAACUACGCCUUUGGUACCUGAGAUUCCAAUUUGCAUUAUUCAUGCAGUAUGAAGCAUAUAUUCACAACAGUGAAAACUAGAAAUAUGCUGUCUUUAAGAAAAAAUAUAAGAUUCUUGAGUAGCUGAAAUUUCCAUCCAAGGUUGUGUUCCACUGGUGGUUGGUUGUUGUUCUGUACAAUUGCAGCAUAGACGUAUCCCCAUGUAUUACCUCAAAGAGCUGAUGAUAUUCGGGGGGGGGGGGGGCCUCACUGGAUCUGGCUGGGACAAAUGUCGCCUGGGCAGGAAGAGCCAGUGGUAGGAAAGGCCAGCCUGAGGGCCGGGACUAAUUCCACACACUGAUUUGAGUUAGCCAACUAAAGUUUUGCCUACAGGCAUGUGGUAUUUUUUUCUCUAAAACGCUUUCCCCAUGUCACAUCCUCUCCAUAGCAAACUGUAGAGAUCCUGCAGGCCAAAGUCAGCUCCCUGGACAUAGCAACCCUGGACCAGGUGGAGGCAAGGCUACAGGUGAGUCUUUUUCAGCCGCAGCAUUUAGGGCAUGUGGAAAGGACUAAGUGAUUUUGAAAGUUCUGGCAGGGUCUAGCUUUCCUAAUGGCAGUUCUUCAUUCCUAGAGCGUCUUGGGAAAAGUGAAUGAGAUUGCCAAGCACAAGACCACAGUGGAGGAUGCAGACACCCAAAGCAAGGUCAGAUGUGUUUUCUCUCUGUAACUGGGCAAACGAUAAAACCCACAGUUCCACUUUCUGUAUUUGUAUGAAAGCAUCUUGUUGAUUGACUCUGCCCAGUAUACCUGAAGGAGCAUCUCCACCCCCAUUGCUCAGCCCAGACACUGAGGUCUUCCUCUGAGGGUCUUCUGCUGGUUCCCUCACUGUGAGAAGUGAAGUUUCAGGGAACCAGGCAGAGGGCCUUCUCGGUAGUGGCGCCUUCCCUUCAGAUGUCAAGGAGGUAAAGAACGACAUAACAUUUAGAAGGCAUCUGAAGGCAGCCCUGUAUCAGGAUGUUUUUAAUGUUUGAUAUUUUACCAUGAUUUAUAUAUGUUGUAAGCCGCCCAGAGUGGCUGGGGAAACCCAGCCUGAUGGGUGAGGUAUAAAUAAUAAAAGUAGUAGUAGUAGUAGUAGUAGUAGCAGCAGUAGUAAGGGCAGCAUUGGCCUGCUAUUACCGAUCAGGUCAGUGUGAUUUCCUGAUCCCGGUGGCAAAGAGCACUGUGGGUUCAUAAGGCUUCUGCCAACUCUGGAAGAGGAAGAAGGGUAGAGACUUAUCAGUUGUGGAUGUUCUGAACAAGCCAAUGGGAUAGAUUCCCUGCCAGGCUGUGUCUUGGUGAUUCACACACAAACACAACAGCCUGGUAAAUUAAAGACUGCAGCUCUUCUGUGCCCUAGAAAAGCCUGAAUAAAGAAAAGGGGGUGACAUUUGGGAAUGGCUUACCACACAGCCUAUGUCUUUUUUCACACGUGUGCGCAUCAUCUGAUCACUCAACAUGUGAUGUCUGCCUGUUUUAUUGUGUGAGCUGAGCUCCACCAUAGAGCAUAAGAACAUAACGUUAAGAGCUGUGCUGGAUCAGGCCCAUCUAGUCCAGCAUCUUGUUCUCAUAUUCGACAGCCAGCUCCCUACAAGAAGCUUGUGAGCAGGACCUCAGCACCGCAUUUUGUGAUGUGAACAUUUUGUCUGGUGUUCAGAACUCUGCUGGCUCUUUCACCUGAGCAAGUCAGCCUUUGAUGCUGUAGUCACCAAGGGAUGAAUGCAACAUGAUUUGUGCACUGGCCUUUUGUUGACAGACUUCUGCUUUUGCCAGCCAAGCAAUGAGAUUGUGAGCAAAACUAGAUUACAUUUUGUCGUCAGUAUGUGUAUGUGUUCAUGAACACAUGGGAAGUUUCUUGGAGGGAUGGUGAUGGAGGAAGAUGAUUGGCCUAACGUUGAAGACCAGGUUCCCACUUGGAUUCCCCCCCCCCUCCUCCUGAUAACUUUCUGCCUCCCCUGCCCCAUACAGGUGCAUCAGCUCUAUGACACUGUGCAGCGCUGGAGCCCACUGGCCAGCUCCCUCCCUGAGGUGGUGCAGCGCCUAGUUGCUGUGCGGCAGUUGCAUGAGCAAGGUGAGCCUCUGAGCCAGACAGGGGCAUUCUCUAACUCGGGAAGGCAGGAGAGUAGCCUCAGCCUUUGGGCCUCCCAUUUUUGUUUAUUUAUUUUGCCAUUGUCAUUUUUUUCUAUUUUUUUACACUUGAAACAAUAACAUUUCAAAUAAAAGAAAUACACAAUUGAUAUUGACUCCCCUUCCCCUCCUUCUAUUGUGCAUUUUAUUACUCCACCCCCCACAUAUUCUGAUUUCUCCCUAUAUCUCAUUUUCCUCGUCUUCACACUUACUGCUGAAUUUAUUCAUUUUUUAUGCUUAAUUUAUAUCACAAAAAAAAUCGACAAAAACAAUCCAAGAUCAAUACAUAUUACAAAAAGAAAAGAAAAAAAAUAGAUUCAUACACAACAGAUUCUAUUAUGACUUCCGAUUAUUCUGUUACUGUUAACUUCUUAAUAUGUUUACACUAUGUCUCUACAUAAUCCGUAAAACAUUUCUAAUCUUCCUCAAAUAGUUUUUUUAUCCUGAUCUCUUUUUAUGUCUUUCAGUCCUGCCAUUUCUAUAUAUUCUGUUAACUUUGUCUGCCAUUCUUCCUUCGUUGGUAUUGUUUCUUCCCUCCACCAUUCGAGACUUUGGGCCUCCCAUUGCUCCAGUGAACUGGGUGGCUUUCCUUCCUGUCUCUAAGCUGACUUUUUGGUUCUUCUCUGUUACAGCCAUGCAGUUUGGGCAGCUCUUGACUCAUUUAGACACUACCCAACAGAUGAUUUCUAAUUCAUUGAAGGACAACGCUUCUCUGCUGACACAGGUGGGUUUCGGGGCUUUGGUGAACUGCCUGUGGGACUACUCGGGUCUCUACAACCUGGCCAGUAUGGAUCGCAUGGGUGCACCUAGUUGUGGGGAGAGCACCCAGCUGUAUAUUCCACUGUUUCUGAGAAUAAACUGCAGCCGCUUCACCCUAUAGCACAGAUCCCUUUACCACAACUAUGAGAUGUAAACUUUGUAGUGCAAUGUGCCUGAAGCCAGCUCCCCACAGAGCACGUCCUGCAGGAUCCUGCCAUUGUCCAUUCUGUGGACAUGACCAAACCAGCAUAGAUGUCACUGGGACAGGAGUGUAAACAUGCUGGGAACGUGGGCUUGGGGGAGCACAUCUUUGCUGGAAACUGUCCUGCCAUACACGUUUAGAAAAUGGCAACUUGGCUGCUUUAGAGCGGGAGUGAGACCUGUGGCCCUCCAGACGUUGUUGGACUUCUGCUUCCACCAUCCCUGGCCACUUAGCCACGCUUGCUGGGGUUGGUGGGAGUUGGGAGGGGCUGCAGCUUCCCUGUUGCUGCUAUAGAGAGUACUGCCACCCUGAGAGACAGCAGGUUGAAAGCCAAAGUGUAUGCGGACUAUUUUGAAAACCAUCUUGCGGCAUUUGUGUGCCCUAAAUCGAGCCAGGUGAUUCAUUGGUCUGGCUCACAUGCUGGUAGGUAGCCAUGGUGGAACAUGUUCCCUUCAUCUGCUCAGGCAAGCCCUCCAUAUGGCUGGUGUCUAUCCAUGUUCUCUCCCUCCAUCUCUCUCUAGGUUCAGAAGACUAUGAAGGAGAACCUGGCUACCGUGGAGGACAAUUUUGCCACCAUUAACGCACGGAUGCAGAAGCUUGCCAAGUGAAUCCCCUUAACAAAGUCUACAAAGGCAGGAACUGAGGUUUGCCUGCUGUCCAAAUAAGCACUAACCGCUCCGUCCCUUCCCUACCUCUGUACCUUUGCACCCCUGUGGCAAUUGAUGCUGACUGCAGAGGGCAGUGUUGCAUUCCAGAUUGGAGGGAGGGUGUGCUAGAGAGGGAACCAACUUUGCGUAUCCACCUGGGAAGUUGUACUCACUGCUGCUUGGCUCGGAGCCUUCUACUUGGAAAGAUUAUCUUACCUCUCAGCCUGGCAUGGAAGCAGAUUGUAUUGUUGUAUAAUUAUUUACUGUCAUUAAACACUUAUGCUUAGUGCUCUGUACUUGGUUUUUUU